AUGCGUCGAAUAUCUCAAUCCUUACGGCAGUCGAUAACAUUCAGGCAACCUAUACGCUACCACUACGCGCCGCUCAGAACGCAAUGGCUCUCGACGACCUCGGCCCGGCCGUGCUCCUGCUCUGAUCAACAACAACCCCCCAAACCGUCCCCAGAAAACCAAGCUGCCUCCUCGGCCGACUAUCGCGCAUUAGGAACGGAGCAGGACCUCUUCACCACGUCAGUAUACAGUCCCGGGUCGCCGCUUUUUCUCCCCAAUGGCACGCAUAUCAUCAACAAACUCAUUUCCUUCCUCCGCACCCAAUACCUUCAAUACGGAUUCCGCGAAGUCUUGACGCCGACGAUAUACAAAAAGUCGCUCUGGGAGGUCUCGGGCCAUUGGCAGAAUUACAAAGAUGACAUGUACGAGGUCCGUGGACGAGGGGCUACAGGCGAAACGGAUGGCGAAGCCGGAGAGGACGAGUCAUACGGACUGAAGCCAAUGAACUGCCCGGGACACUGUUUACUGUUCAAAUCGCAAACCCAUUCCUACCGAGAGCUUCCUAUACGUUACGCCGACUUUAGUCCCCUGCAUCGAAAUGAGAUAUCGGGCGCGUUAAGCGGGCUUACUCGGGUUCGACGAUUCCAUCAAGACGACGGCCACAUCUUCUGCCGGCCGCAACAGAUUAAAGGGGAGAUCAAAUCAGCGCUUGGGUUUGUUGAUUUGGUAAUGACGACAUUUGGUCUGGGGCCGUAUCGACUGGUGCUGUCGACAAGACCCGAAACGGAUUUCAUUGGUGACAUGGAGUUGUGGGAUAGUGCAGAGGCUCAGUUGCGUGAAGCAUUGGACCAAACUGGGAGGGACUGGGCGAUCAAUCAAGGCGACGGCGCAUUCUACGGGCCAAAGAUUGACAUUCAGCUCCAGGACCAGGCCGGCAAAUAUCAUCAAUUAUCCACUAUCCAGCUGGACAUGAACCUUCCCCAACGAUUUGGGUUAGAGUAUCAGGUUGCAGAGGGAGAAGAAGACUACAAUCCGGCCACUCCAGGAAGGGCAACUCCCGUGAUGAUCCACCGAGCAAAUUUUGGCUCACUCGAGCGGUUUCUCGCAUUGCUCAUUGAGCAGUACGGAGGUCGCUGGCCAUUCUGGCUAUCACCGCGGCAGGGUAUCAUCUUGACUGUGAACCAGGAUGAGACUGUCGUGAAACAGGCGCAUGAAGCAGCAGCAAAAAUUUCUGGGUUCAAGGCUCUCGAACAGAACCCGGCCGACCAAGGAAUUCCCAAACCUCUAUCGUCCGUGCACUCUACCUUCUCGAUCGAAGUCGACGCGAGCAGUCAAACGCUGGGCAAGAAGAUCCAGCGCGCGAAACAGAUGAAAUACAACCUCAUUUUCAUUCUCGGGCCCAAAGACCUUGCCGAAUCGCGCAUCACAAUCGAUGUCACUGGGCAGAUGCAGAGCCAGGCCGACCGCGAUGCCCAGAAGCUACGGGGCGUGCUUGCCGAACAGGUCGGGGAAAAAGCGCUGCAAAAUCCGCGCGCAAUUCCGAUACCGGUCGACUCGGUUCACGAUUUACUAGUGCAACUGGAGAAGCACUUUGUAUAA
Molecule: messenger RNA, 1578 nt
Organism: Aspergillus calidoustus
Lineage: Eukaryota; Fungi; Ascomycota; Eurotiomycetes; Eurotiales; Aspergillaceae
Source: the annotation of a GenBank genome assembly